This is a messenger RNA of Gamsiella multidivaricata, 1800 nucleotides long. RefSeq lists its product as uncharacterized. The transcript has a single exon. Gene Ontology annotation, molecular function: protein binding. Lineage: Eukaryota; Fungi; Mortierellomycota; Mortierellomycetes; Mortierellales; Mortierellaceae. The record is from RefSeq and is a predicted model, not a curated record. The coding region runs from base 84 to 1661 and encodes 525 amino acids.
CGCAACACAGCAAGCUCGCGAUAAAGUUCCACAACUCUGCCUUUGCUCCAGCUCGCAUCGCAUCAAUCAUUCCUUCAUUCAGCAUGAGCAACCCUCUCGACCUGCCCGAGAUUCUCGGAUUGAUCGCUAGCUACCUCAGCAUUAAGGACAUUCGUACUUGCGUGCGAGUGCAAAAGUCAUGGAGGUCCACCUUCGAGCCCCUUCUAUGGCAUACCUUCAUCUAUCCGUCCUCCACAAAACAAAAGCCAAAGCUCGUCCUGGUAAGACAGAAUGCCGAGCAUAUUCGCAGCUUGGUCAUCGAUAGAACGGAGCCAACGUAUCUCGCGACAGUCUUCCGCUCGUGCCGCCAGCUGGAGGAGAUCAUCGUACGGUGCCAUUUUUCAGAGCUUGGUAGACCAUCUGCCGCCAAGGAUACCAUGUGGUCCUGUUUCCAGGAAAUGGUCCGAGAGAACCGUAACCUGCGAGCGAUUGUACUCGAACGCACUUCUGACUUUGGGUAUCGGCCCUUGCCACGACACAGGCUUUUGCAAGCCCUUCAAGCCUGUUCCAAGCUUGAGGUUCUACAGACUGCAGAGUGUCAGUUCAACAGCAACUUGUCGCAGAGUUACUUCCAGGCCAUCUCGCCCAACGUGAAGCGACUUUCUUCCGUUCUUGACUCUUUUCAAGGCUUCAAAGUGCCAAGAAACCUUGUCUUUCCAAACGUUCGACACCUCGAUCUUAGAAAUGCCAAGAUGCCAUCCCGCACUCAACUCUUUUGGAUCGGCUGCUUUCCUAACCUAGAGUCGCUCACCUGGGAGCUAGAUCGUUCGGUUCCGACCACGCGAUUCUGUCAGCUCCUAUCCGGGUGUUCUCAGCUGAAGGCUCUUGGUCUGGUGAUCCCUAAUGGCGCCGAUGCUAUGACGGAGGCCCUCGCGGUGGCCCCACCUCUCGAGAGACUGUUACUGGGAGGAUCCGGCUUCAAGUUUCCGUCGUUUCAAACUCUUAAACGCCACGCCUUGACGGUCAAGGAAAUUGAUCUGCAGUACCUAUGGAAUGUCACCAGUGCUUUGGUUCAAGAGAUCCUAUGCUUAUGCCCAAACCUGGAAAGCAUCACCGCCGAGGACUUGAACUAUCGCGACAUUGUCAAGGGACCGUGGGCGUGUCGUAAUCUGCGCAAAUUCGAUGUGGGAAUCAGUGUCGAUCGUGGCUCUAUGAAUGCCGAGCAGCUCCAUACACUAAACCAAUAUGUGUACAGACGUUUGGCCGAGUUGAAAAACCUGCAGUGCCUCUCGAUCUGUAACAACGGUUGCGGUUGGGAGGGCAGUGUAUAUUCAUUGAACAGAAUGAUGAAAGUGUCGUCCAAUGCAGGAUUUGAACAGCUCCAGGCGCUGAAGGACCUCAGGCUCUUUAGCUGCAAGCUUGCGUUCGACGAGACGCUUAUCAUAGACGAGGGGGAGCAAUUGGUUCAGUGGAUGAUCAAUCAUUGGAAGCGCCUCGAGGUCGUGGAAAUAACGCUUAAGGUCUCGAAUCACGAUUAUGCGAAUCUGAACCCCAUGAGAAGGAAGCUGCGCAGGAUGCUAAGAGCCCGAGAUAUCCAGGUCAUUGAUUCGAAAAAGUCGGCCGAGUAUACCUGUGAUUUUGCAGGUGAUUUUGAGGACGAUAAUAUCGAGGUUCGCAUGUGAGUUUCAUAUGUCCCUGAACGUGUGAUGUGAGUUGCACAUUGCAGUCAAAUGAGGGAUGCUGUGUCCCAGGAUCGUAUCCAGCAACUCUUUAGCUACCAAAGUUACAAAGGAAUUUUCGAAUAUACUUGGCAAAUUGACA